This is a messenger RNA of Danio aesculapii, 2968 nucleotides long. Its product is annotated as E3 ubiquitin-protein ligase arkadia-A. The coding region runs from base 1641 to 2306 and encodes 221 amino acids. Lineage: Eukaryota; Metazoa; Chordata; Actinopteri; Cypriniformes; Danionidae. Gene Ontology annotation, molecular function: ubiquitin protein ligase activity. Gene Ontology annotation, cellular component: cytoplasm. Gene Ontology annotation, biological process: ubiquitin-dependent protein catabolic process. The transcript has 4 exons. The record is from RefSeq and is a predicted model, not a curated record.
AACCCAACACAGGGAAACACCUAUACAUACUCUUUCACACACAUACACUACGGCCAAUUUAGCUUAUUUAAUUCACCUGUACUGCAUGUCUUUGGACUGUGGGGGAAACCGGAGCACUCGGAGGAAACCCACGCCAACACGGGGAGAACAUGCAAAUUCUGUGCAAACACACAGAAAUGAACUAAUGAACUAAAAAGAAAAUCAAUAAAUACCUCAGGCCUAAUCUUACAAGUGACUAUUUUAGUAAGUGAUUUUUUUUCUUCCAUACAGUACAUAUCUAAAAUCACAAGAGCUUGAUACGUUUUGUCACAUAAAACUAUGUCCUCUGGUGACACUAUAUGCUAAUUUUAAAUGAGGUAAUUCUAUGAAAUACUUUAAAUAGUUGAAGGACCCCGUUGAAGAUAUUUUGACUGAAGCCCAUGAUCUGUUAAGUUUUCAUCUCAGAAAUAUUCACAUAUUUAACUUUUUCGGAAGUUUUAAAAAUUAUUAUUAUUAUUUUUUUUUUCCUUUGCCGUGACACCCCAAUUUAUUAAAAAUGACCAAAAAGUCCGACAAGUUAUGGAGGAAAAUAACAAAUUCAUAAUUUUAUACAAAAAGUAAAAUCGAUUUCACAAUAUUUGUAUAUUAUUAAAAGCUGUUUUUCCUAAUUUUUACUGUCACACCAGGACAUAUUUAAAGUACAAUUCUGUAAAAAAAAAAUGCUGUGAAUUAAUUUUAUAAAGAGAGUGACCCACACUCAAAAAAGAAUAUUUUGCUUGUUCAAACUACUUAUGUAAAUUGAGCUGAAACAUUCUGAGGUUUUUUUUUUGUUCAAUCAGUUAAUUGUUUUUUGUUGGGACAACAGGAAUGAAUUGUGUGGAACCCAGCAUUUUUUUGUGCAUUAUAUUUUCUCAAACAUCAGACUAUACUGUUUAUUAAAAUAAAUCUUUAAAAAUAGUGUUUAGCAAAAAAGAUAGCAUUUUUACUGCCUAUUUAUACAUUCAAAAUAUGUGUAGAGAAUUUUAACUCCUUCAGGAGGUACAGUUGAAGUCAGGCUAGUAAUUUUGACCUUAAAAUGAUUCUUUAAAAAUUAAGAACUGCUUUUAUUCUGGCCGAAAUAAAACAAAUAAGACUUUCUUUAGAAGAAAAUAAAUUUUUGAAAAUACUGUGAAAAAUUCCUUGCUCAGUUAAACAUCAUUUAAGAAAUAUUAAGAAAAGAAAAAAAAAUUCAAAUGGGGGGCUAAUAAUUCUGACUUCAACUGUAUCUGUAUAUGUAUCUCAUGAUGAAAAUUAAUUAUCUGAUGACUGACCUGGAUGUCAUUUUGCCCUAUUUUUAGAAUACUUUAGAACAUUAGUGCACUUCAGAAUAUUCUUAACAGACCCAGAACAAGAUGCUUCCAGAGCACUUGAAGAAUCCCCUCCCUUCACUCCCAAGUCCCUACCUUUCCCCUAAACAGAUUACUCAGGAGUUAAAGGAGCCUGCACCGCUCUCUGUGAGGCUUAGAGCCGCAGAGGAAACAGAUGGGAUAAGAAAACCAGGGGAUCUAAUUACAGAGGCUUAAUCAGCAAUCCAAGGCCCGUCCAGUUUCUAGCCACUGCCCACGGCUUUUUCUUUCCCUAUUAGAUGUGUUUGUUUCAGGGUUUGAAGACGACUGUUUAACAUGGAGAAAGAGGAAGAGGACGAUGAAAUCUUUACAGCAACUCAAGGAGAAUAUGAAGGGAGAGAAGAUGAGGAGGAGCAGGAGGAAGAGGAGGAAGACGAACAAGAGGAAGAGGAGCCGGAGGCCGAGAGGAAGAGCAGUUGGGAUAUCCCCAUACCAAGUCGAUCGCUGGCCAGUCGCAGGGCUUCACUUCCAUGCCCGGCUCAGCUGAAAGCGAUGCACCUGAGUCGCAUGCACUCUGCUGCCGUGAUCCCAAGUCCAGCUUUCCUGAGCCACUGUCUCCAGAGCAGCGCAGCGCGGCCGUGCUCUCGCUUUAGUCAUGUUGGCAAAAACGAGGAGACCGCACACACCAAGAGCAGCUUAUAUGUACGACAGCCGCACACCAUCUCUACCAUCCCAGAAGUGCACGAGCCUCUGGAGAGAAAAGCAAGAUUUAGGAGCCGCAAUGUCAUGUCUAUGAGUGAUGCGGACAGUUUGUGUUUAAUCUGCCAUGGCGACCUUCGCAAAGAAGGAGGCGUGAUCAGAGAGCUUCACUGCUCCCACAGCUUCCACAGUGAGUGUAUAGAGGAGUGGUUGUGGUCCAAGCAGUCCUGUCCCACAUGUCAUAAACAUGUUGCCAUGCCUGAACCGCUGUAUUGGACAUCCACCAGAGUAAUAGUGCCCUAAACCUGUCCAGUAAACACUCAAACAACACUGGACAUCAGCUUACGGGGACACAAGAUGGGGAACCACAAAUUAUCAGAUACGAAGCAGACAACUGACAAUGGACAUGGAAGAAACGGCUAUUUUCUACAACGAAAAGGUGUCAUUUGACAAUUCACAAAUAUAAGGUUUUGGAUGGGUAGACUUUGCUGUGUAAAUAAACAAGUGUUUGUAUUUUUUAAAGUUGUAUUUACAUAUUAAGAAAACUAAUGUGAUAUUUUCUAUUGUGAAUAUCGUUUUCUGCAUUAAUGUGAGUAAAUAUAAGCUGUAUUCUUCCUUAGAUUAUUUGACAGUUUAUGAAAAAAAAAUCAGUUUUACAAACAUGUAAUUACGAUUUUAGACUUGCACUGUUUACCAGGUGUGUACAGACAGUGUUUAUUUAUUACACUAAGUGUUUAUUUAUUACACUUAAGUACCAUUUGGUGGGGAAUUUGUGCUUUAUUCAAGUUCAUUUGACCAGUGAAAAAUGAAUAAUGUACAAUUUCCCUAAAUAAUACUUGAAAUAGAGAGUAAGUCUAUCAGUAUGACUCGUAUUGACAUAUUUAUACUUAAUUUGAAAAUAGAAACAAUGCUAAACUAACAAAUUAUAAUCAUACUCCUGUGAAUUUUGCUGACUUUUUAUUAAG